Diceros bicornis minor is the source of this 4490-nucleotide messenger RNA. RefSeq names its product ATPase sarcoplasmic/endoplasmic reticulum Ca2+ transporting 2 (gene ATP2A2). Gene Ontology annotation, cellular component: membrane. Bases 138 to 3266 code for a protein of 1042 amino acids. Gene Ontology annotation, biological process: calcium ion transmembrane transport; intracellular calcium ion homeostasis; regulation of cardiac muscle contraction by calcium ion signaling. The record is from RefSeq and is a predicted model, not a curated record. The transcript is spliced from 20 exons. Gene Ontology annotation, molecular function: ATP binding; ATP hydrolysis activity; P-type calcium transporter activity involved in regulation of cardiac muscle cell membrane potential. NCBI's taxonomy places the organism in Eukaryota, Metazoa, Chordata, Mammalia, Perissodactyla, Rhinocerotidae.
GAAGCGGCCGGAGGAGGCGGGGGAGAGGCCAGUCGGCGCCUGGGCGCCCGGGGUGGCACGAGCCCGCGGCCCGAGUGCGAGGCGGAGGCGAGGAGGCCGCGGGGACGGGAGGCGAGGCCGGCCGGGCCCCCGCAGCCAUGGAGAACGCGCACACAAAGACGGUGGAGGAGGUGCUGGGUCACUUCGGCGUCAACGAGAGCACCGGGCUGAGCCUGGAGCAGGUCAAGAAGCUCAAGGAGAGAUGGGGCUCCAACGAGUUACCGGCUGAAGAAGGAAAAACCUUGCUGGAACUUGUGAUUGAGCAGUUUGAAGAUUUACUAGUUAGAAUUUUAUUGCUGGCAGCCUGUAUAUCUUUUGUUUUGGCUUGGUUUGAAGAAGGUGAAGAAACAAUUACAGCCUUUGUAGAACCCUUUGUAAUUUUACUUAUAUUAAUAGCCAAUGCAAUUGUGGGUGUAUGGCAGGAAAGAAAUGCUGAAAAUGCAAUCGAAGCCCUUAAGGAGUAUGAGCCUGAAAUGGGCAAGGUAUAUCGACAGGACAGAAAGAGUGUACAACGGAUUAAAGCUAAAGACAUAGUUCCUGGUGAUAUUGUAGAAAUUGCUGUUGGUGACAAAGUUCCUGCUGAUAUAAGAUUAACUUCCAUCAAAUCUACCACUCUAAGAGUCGACCAGUCAAUUCUCACAGGUGAAUCUGUCUCUGUCAUCAAGCACACUGACCCUGUCCCUGACCCACGGGCUGUCAACCAAGAUAAGAAGAACAUGCUCUUUUCUGGUACAAACAUUGCUGCUGGCAAAGCCAUGGGAGUGGUGGUGGCAACUGGAGUUAACACUGAAAUUGGCAAGAUCCGGGAUGAAAUGGUGGCAACAGAACAGGAGAGAACACCUCUCCAGCAGAAACUAGAUGAGUUUGGGGAACAGCUUUCCAAAGUCAUCUCCCUUAUUUGCAUUGCAGUCUGGAUCAUAAACAUUGGGCACUUCAACGACCCUGUUCAUGGAGGCUCCUGGAUCAGAGGUGCUAUUUACUACUUUAAAAUUGCAGUGGCCCUGGCUGUAGCAGCCAUUCCUGAAGGUCUACCUGCUGUCAUCACCACCUGCCUGGCUCUUGGAACUCGCAGAAUGGCAAAGAAAAAUGCCAUUGUUCGAAGCCUCCCUUCCGUGGAAACCCUUGGUUGUACUUCUGUUAUCUGCUCAGACAAGACUGGUACACUUACGACGAACCAGAUGUCAGUCUGCAGAAUGUUCAUUCUGGACAAAGUUGAAGGUGAUACUUGUUCCCUAAAUGAGUUUACCAUAACUGGAUCAACAUAUGCACCUAUUGGAGAAGUACAUAAAGAUGAUAAACCAGUGAAAUGUCAUCAAUAUGAUGGUCUUGUAGAAUUGGCAACAAUUUGUGCUCUUUGUAAUGACUCUGCUUUGGAUUACAAUGAGGCGAAAGGUGUGUAUGAAAAAGUUGGAGAAGCUACAGAGACGGCUCUCACUUGCCUGGUAGAGAAGAUGAAUGUAUUUGAUACCGAAUUGAAGGGUCUUUCUAAAAUAGAACGAGCAAAUGCCUGCAACUCGGUCAUUAAACAGUUGAUGAAAAAAGAAUUUACUCUAGAGUUUUCACGCGAUAGAAAAUCAAUGUCGGUUUAUUGUACACCAAACAAACCGAGCCGGACAUCGAUGAGCAAAAUGUUUGUGAAGGGUGCUCCUGAAGGUGUCAUUGACAGGUGCACCCACAUUCGAGUUGGAAGUACUAAAGUCCCUAUGAUCCCUGGAGUCAAACAGAAGAUCAUGUCUGUCAUUCGGGAAUGGGGUAGUGGCAGCGACACACUGCGAUGCCUGGCUCUGGCGACUCAUGACAACCCACUGAGAAGAGAAGAAAUGAACCUUGAGGACUCUGCCAACUUUAUUAAAUAUGAGACCAAUCUGACUUUCGUUGGCUGCGUGGGCAUGCUGGACCCUCCAAGAAUUGAAGUGGCCUCUUCUGUGAAGCUGUGCCGGCAAGCAGGCAUCCGGGUCAUCAUGAUCACAGGGGACAACAAGGGCACUGCCGUGGCCAUCUGUCGCCGCAUUGGCAUCUUUAGGCAGGAUGAGGAUGUGACGUCGAAGGCUUUUACAGGUCGAGAGUUUGACGAGCUCAAUCCUUCAGCCCAGAGAGAUGCCUGCUUGAAUGCCCGCUGUUUCGCUCGAGUUGAACCUUCCCACAAGUCUAAAAUUGUAGAAUUUCUCCAGUCUUUUGAUGAGAUUACAGCUAUGACUGGGGAUGGUGUGAAUGAUGCUCCUGCUCUGAAGAAAUCCGAGAUUGGCAUUGCCAUGGGCUCUGGCACCGCAGUGGCUAAAACCGCCUCUGAGAUGGUCCUGGCUGAUGACAACUUCUCCACCAUUGUGGCUGCCGUCGAAGAGGGGCGGGCAAUAUACAACAACAUGAAGCAGUUCAUCCGCUACCUCAUCUCGUCGAAUGUAGGGGAAGUUGUCUGUAUUUUCCUGACAGCAGCUCUUGGAUUUCCUGAGGCUUUAAUUCCUGUCCAGCUGCUCUGGGUCAAUCUAGUAACAGAUGGCCUGCCUGCCACUGCACUGGGGUUCAACCCUCCCGAUCUGGACAUCAUGAACAAACCACCUCGGAACCCGAAGGAACCACUGAUCAGUGGGUGGCUCUUUUUCCGUUACCUGGCUAUUGGCUGUUACGUCGGUGCUGCUACCGUGGGUGCUGCUGCGUGGUGGUUCAUUGCUGCCGACGGUGGUCCAAGAGUGUCCUUCUACCAGCUGAGUCAUUUCCUACAGUGUAAAGAAGACAACCCAGACUUUGAAGGAGUGGAUUGUGAAGUCUUUGAAUCCCCGUACCCGAUGACAAUGGCACUCUCUGUUCUAGUAACCAUAGAGAUGUGUAACGCCCUCAACAGUUUGUCUGAAAACCAGUCCCUGCUGAGGAUGCCCCCUUGGGAGAAUAUCUGGCUUGUGGGCUCCAUCUGCCUGUCCAUGUCACUCCACUUCUUAAUCCUCUAUGUGGAACCCUUGCCUCUUAUCUUCCAGAUCACACCGCUGAAUUUGACCCAGUGGCUGAUGGUGCUGAAAAUCUCCUUGCCUGUGAUUCUAAUGGAUGAAACGCUCAAAUUUGUGGCCCGCAACUACCUGGAACCUGGUAAAGAGUGUGUGCAGCCUGCCACCAAAUCCUGCUCGUUCUCGGCAUGCACCGAUGGGAUUUCCUGGCCAUUUGUGCUGCUCAUAAUGCCCCUCGUGAUCUGGGUCUAUAGCACAGACACUAACUUUAGUGAUAUGUUUUGGUCUUGACUGACAAUUUUACAUAAAAAAGAUGUUUAACUUAAUCAAUUAAUUUUUUAUUGUUUAAAGCAACUGUCUACUUCUGCUGAAUUUUCACAUGAACAUAUUGGCUGGUGAAGGUUUCAUACUCUAGAUUUUGUUUCGCUUUUUCUGACUCCAGUGGGGCAAGAUUUUCCUUUUUUAUACACAUAAUUAAAGUGUCCAUUGACAUGUACAGAGAACUAACACUAUUUUAUGCAAAUAUUUUUUUGUAGAUGAAAAAGCAUGUACAGUGUUCUGUUUAAUACUCAUCCUUGUAUAAAAAAAUAGUUGAGCCAGCAGACAUUGUCAGCAAAUUAAUUGGCAGCAGAUUUUAGGACAUGAAUGUGUGUGGUUUUUUCUAAAACUAAAUAGCAUGUAUUGUGUCUUUUGCAUGAUUAUCUGGAUUUAAUCUGAGAUCACAGUCUAAUUUUUAUUCAUAAGCCAAUUUUUCUGCACUGAGCAGAGUACUGCUACCUCAGUCAGUAUUUUUUGGUUUGCCACUCCCCUCACCCCUCUCGGCCCUCCUUCACCUCCACCCCCCACUCCAAGCCCCACUCGGCUGCUUCUCCUGUAGGGUUUCGAUGGUUCUGUUUACAUCAGUCUUAACAAGAGGUAUGCCUGUUCUCGCUUGUGCAGAAAACAUUGUUCCAGAUUCAAUCGACUGGGCUCAUGUCCCCUCACAUAGUUUUUAAGGUUAUUUAUUUAAAUGUCUAAUGUAUUUUAUUGUAACAGACAUUGUUUUGCCAACAUCGCCUAUUUCAGUGGCACUUCACAAUCUAGUUUAAAAAAAAAAUAAAACAUUUUAAAUGGACAGAAAAAUAACUGUCUUGUUUUUAACUCUUAAGUGGCUUAGCUUGAACUAUCUAAUAGAUGUGUCCAACUUUCUCUUAAGUUGUUAGCUCAGAACUUUAGUUUUACUUUGCUUGAGGGGAAGAAGGAUCCUGUUCUGCUGCAAAGGUAGUUGUAGGAAUUUUAUUUUUUAAUGUAUAGGUACUAAUUGUCAUCUGUGAUACAUUUUAUGCAAGUUUCUGCUGGCCUGUUUUAGCCUGGUGUAGAGAACAUAAGGGCAAGUGUGUGUGUGUGCGUGUAUGUGUUUUGUAAAAUCUGUAAAUAGCACAUGACCAAAUGAACAUAUUGUAUAGAACUAUUUUUAUUUGAAUGUGGCACUAACCACCACCAUCGUUACUAUGAUAAAUGUUUGCGCAUGUUCGA